AUGCCGGUGGCAGCGUCGGCCAUCUACUUCCUCAACCUCCGCGGCGACGUCCUCAUCAACCGCCUCUACCGUGACGAUGUCGGGGGAAAUAUGGUUGAUGCAUUCAGAAUGCAUAUCAUGCAAACAAAAGAACUUGGCACGUGUCCUGUUCGCCAAAUAGGAGGCUGCUCCUUCCUUUAUAUGAGGAUCAGUAAUGUUUACAUUGUGAUCGUAGUUAGCAGCAAUGCUAAUGUUGCUUGUGCUUUCAAAUUUGUUGUCGAGGCAGUGGCUCUCUUCAAGUCCUACUUCGGUGGAGCUUUUGAUGAAGACGCUAUCAGGAAUAACUUUGUUUUGAUAUAUGAACUUCUUGAUGAGAUCAUGGAUUUCGGUUAUCCUCAAAAUCUGUCACCUGAAAUCUUGAAGUUGUAUAUAACUCAAGAAGGUGUUCGGUCACCAUUUUCCUCAAAGCCCUCGGACAAGCCUGUUCCAAAUGCGACUCUUCAAGUCACUGGUGCUGUUGGUUGGAGAAGAGAGGGACUUGUGUACAAGAAGAAUGAGGUUUUCUUGGACAUAGUUGAGAGUGUAAACCUUCUUAUGUCUUCGAAAGGGAGUGUUCUAAGAUGUGAUGUGACGGGAAAGAUUCUUAUGAAAUGCUUCCUUUCUGGAAUGCCUGACCUGAAGCUGGGAUUAAAUGACAAGAUUGGACUUGAAAAAGAGGCCCAACUAAAGUCCAGACCAGCAAAGAGUGGGAAGACCAUAGAACUUGAUGAUGUAACAUUCCACCAGUGUGUCAACUUAACAAGAUUUAACUCAGAAAAGACAGUCAGUUUCGUGCCACCAGAUGGUGAAUUUGAAUCGAUGAAGUAUCGAAUCACAGAGGGUGUAAACCUCCCAUUCCGUGUUCUACCGACAAUCAAGGAAUUGGGCCGAACACGCAUGGAGAUCAAUGUGAAAGUCAAGAGUGUUUUCGGUGCUAAGAUGUUUGCACUUGGUGUCGUUGUUAAAGUCCCAGUUCCAAAGAUCAGGAAAUUCCCUGGACAGACUGAGGCAACUAUGAGCGCAGAGGUGGAGUUGAUCUCUACCAUGGGUGAAAAGAAGUCAUGGAACAGACCACCUAUCCAGAUGGAAUUCCAGGUUCCAAUGUUCACUGCUUCUGGUUUACGUGUUCGGUUCCUUAAGGUCUGGGAGAAGAGUGGUUACAACACUGUUGAGUGGGUUCGCUACAUCACGAGAGCUGGUUCAUAUGAGAUCAGGUGUUAG
Miscanthus lutarioriparius is the source of this 1239-nucleotide messenger RNA. Lineage: Eukaryota; Viridiplantae; Streptophyta; Magnoliopsida; Poales; Poaceae. The record is from the annotation of a GenBank genome assembly.